Messenger RNA from Vespa crabro (European hornet), 1635 nucleotides. RefSeq names its product GDP-fucose protein O-fucosyltransferase 2 (gene O-fut2). The record is from RefSeq and is a predicted model, not a curated record. Gene Ontology annotation, molecular function: peptide-O-fucosyltransferase activity. The transcript has 9 exons. Lineage: Eukaryota; Metazoa; Arthropoda; Insecta; Hymenoptera; Vespidae. Gene Ontology annotation, biological process: protein O-linked glycosylation via fucose. Bases 330 to 1559 code for a protein of 409 amino acids.
AGAUAAUUCUAAUCCAUUCAUCGAUAAGCUUACAAAUCCGACUUUUGAUUUUCUUAUAUCAUUUCUUUAUUAAUCUUCAUCAAUGAAAGGCGAAAGACAAAAAAAAAAGAAAAAUUGAAAGUUUACGUAUAUUAAAAAAAUAUUUUGUUUUCAAUAUUUCUAACGAUUCUCAAUUCAAAUAAAAGGAAGUAAUGUUGAGAUAAACUGCGCAGAUGCGUAAUAGAAACAAGAAAUUUACUAUAUUUUCUUAAAUAUUAUGUCUUAUUCGAUUUUAAUGUUUUGUUGUAAAAUCCGAAGAAUAUGGUUUUUGUCAAAAAUCUGAUAAAGUUAUGAAAACUGAGAAAAAUUGUGGAGAUUUUGAAUAUUUAUCAAACAAACGUUACAUAUUAUACGAUGUUAAUCCUCCGGAAGGUUUUAAUCUAAGAAGAGAUGUAUACGUUCGUGUUGCCGUUUUUGUAAAAAAUUUAAAUAAAAAGGAUAAAAAAUUCAAGUGGCACUUGGUUCUGCCACCAUGGGGUGAUUUAUACCAUUGGCAGAGCAAAGAUGUGGGUCCACAAGUAUCGUUACCAUGGGGUACAUUUUUUGAUAUUGCAAGUUUACAAAAAUAUGCUCCUGUAAUUGAAAUGUACAAGUUCUUUGAAGAGUAUUCUUCGAAAAAUAAAAGAACUCAAUUAGAUAUUGUGUAUAUUUUACAAAAUGAUGAAGAAAUGUUUAAAACUGGUAUAUUUGAAGAUAAAAAUGAAGAAAAAGAUUGUCCUUCCAAACUUGUACGUUAUAAAAAAUCGAAAGAAGAAUAUAGUGGUUACUUUUGGAAUUAUUCUAAUAUCACAAGCCGACAAAUGAAAUGUAUUUUAUUUCAUGGAACAAUGUCGAACCUUGAAACAAAUCUUUAUCCUUUUUUUCAUAGAUCUGUCAUGUUUGAUCAUAUGGAAAUACCUUUGCAUGAUUCAUAUGGUUCUAAAGAUUAUUGGAGAGCAAGACGUAGUAUGCGUUAUAAUUCUGAACUUUAUGAUAUUGCAUCUGACUUUAGAGCGAAAUAUCUAAAUUCUACAGAUAAAGAUGAUAAUACUGAACGUCCGUCCGAUUGGAUCCAAGAAAAAAAAAAAAGAAAUGCAAUUGGUGGUCCAUAUUUAUCAGUUCAUUUGAGAAGACGUGAUUUUGUUAUUGGGCGGUCAGAAUCGACGCCAACAAUAAAAGGAGCUGCAUCUCAGUUGGCAAAAAAAAUGAAAGAAUAUGAAUUAAAACUUUUAUUUGUUGCUACUGAUGCAGAUGAGCAAGAACUCGCCGAACUUAAAUCAUUCUUACCACAAUAUACGGUUUUAAAUUAUGUGCCAUCAGAUUAUGUUAAAAAAAAGUUUAAGGAUGGUGGUAUUGCAAUUAUCGAUCAAAUAAUUUGCUCGUAUGCUAGGUACUUUAUUGGGACACACGAGUCUACUUUCACGUUUAGGAUACAAGAAGAUAGAGAGAUUAUUGGAUUUCCUCCAGAAAGAACAUUUAAUCGAUUAUGUAAAGUAAAAGAAAAGUGCUUAUCUAGUGGACACUGGGAGAUAGUGUGGUAAUGUGAAUUUUCAAAAAAUUGUAACUUUUUAUGAACCCAUAAAUGUUAAUACAUUUUUAAAAAUAUUUUAUCAUCAA